Messenger RNA from Panicum virgatum (switchgrass), 441 nucleotides. RefSeq names its product probable inactive receptor kinase At5g16590. Bases 1 to 441 code for a protein of 146 amino acids. The transcript has 2 exons. The record is from RefSeq and is a predicted model, not a curated record. NCBI's taxonomy places the organism in Eukaryota, Viridiplantae, Streptophyta, Magnoliopsida, Poales, Poaceae.
AUGGCUCUCUCGACAAGAACCGAGGCAAGUCUCUUACCCCAUUUCUGCUGCUGGUCUGCUCAUCCUUAUCCAGUGCGAUCGGGCAAGAAGCACGGCCACUCCUCAGAUGGCCGGCCAACGGUGGUGACCAGCCAUCAUCCCCUCUUCUCCCACCUAUCCCUUGCCAAGCCGACGUGCUCCUGGUCUGGCAUCAGGUGCGACGCCGCUGGCCACGUCGCUGAGACCAGCCUACCCGGCGCUGGCCUCAAUGGCAUGCUCGGCGCGCUGAGCUUUGCUGCGUUCUCGGUGCUCACCAAGCUCAACCUCGCCGACAACAUCACCGGUGCCAUCCCGGCGAACGCCACCGGCCUGACGUACCUUGACCUGUCAGGGAACAGCUUGUCCGACUGGAAACGGAAAGGGAGUUGGACUGACUUAAAUAGCCGGUCCCUGGGAAGCUAA